CUCCUACGAACGUGCAUUUUGUUCUCGCGUCCGCCAGCCUACGCGAUCUUUCUCUCUCUUGGUUCCCCCGUUCCCCCGCGUGCGUUCUCUCUCUCGCGCGCGAUCUCUCUCGUGGCGACGAGUGGGCGGCCGCCGCCGCCGCCGCCCCCCACGCCCAAGUCGUCGUUGGGCCCUUACCCAGGUGUUUUCGGGGGCCUUCGCCGGCGACGAGCACACAUCAGGUUUCUCGUUGCUUGUUCAGGCUCCGAUUUGUGCUUCAUCAGGAACUAUUGCAGUAUCUAUAGGAGCAUGCUUUGUAGUGGGGCAUCCUCACUAGACAAUAGUGAUGGGUUUGUGUCAGAAAUCUCAAUGUGGCUCAAGAUAUAACCUUCUCGUGUCGAUAGAGUGAGAUUCAUUAUUAGUGGAACCUUCUGGUGUUGGUAUUGCUGGAAGUUGGAAAGUAAGAGCACGUUCAUUUUUCAGUUUGCUGAAGUAAACGAUUUUGGGAUGGGUCUGCCUCAAAUUCAUGUGGUUAAGGAGGAAGAGCCUACUGAAGUGAGUACACCUGUAACCGGUCCUAUCAAUGGCCCCUGCGAUUCGGGUAAACUCUGUGUGGGAAGCUCAAGUAGAAGUUGGUUUCAAGACCCAUCCAUCAGCGAUGUCAAAAGAAAAUUUGCAUCAGGUGCUUCGAAUGGAUUAAAUAGUCAUAUCAGAACCAGACAUUCUGUUGAUGAUCCUGCGGGCUACAAAGGCCUAAAUCCUGAAUCGAGAGAUCCAAGCUAUAGAUCAUGCCCUAAAAUCAGAUCUCCUGUACAGAUGCCUGCAAUGAGGGUUGUUGGGUUUGAUUCAGGAACUGCUGAUUCCACUGGGGGUCCUGAUAUAAUGGUAGCUCACAAAAUGCAUUCAACUUUAGUCAUUGGUAAUUGUGAUUCACCAGUUGAACAUCAUGAAGUUCAGGCAAGGAAAAGGGUGUUGUCACCAUUAACUAAUGUGCUUCCUUCUGGACAGUUCCAUGGUGAUGCGCUGAAUAUUGGUUCUGGUGAUGAAAAAAAUCAGCACCCUCAUCGUGUUAGACAGCUCUCAUAUUCUGGCUUCCAUGACAGUAAAAAGGCUAACACUGGAACUCUUUAUUCCUUUCAGCCAUCUACUAGGCCAGCAUUGAGAUACUCCGAUCGGAGUACAGAGCAGGGGUUCUGUAAGUUUAGUUCUAAUACAUUCACUGAUGGUCCUUUGCUUGAGGGUAGGGAAUUCUUUUCAUGCUUAGAUCAACCAGGAGGUGAAAGGAUUAUGAAUCUUGCAAAGGUGUCUACACCGCCUGCAAGAUUAUCACAUUCUCCUCCACUCACUCUUUCUCCACUUUGUCCAAAAUGGAUGCAUAGAAUGAAGGCUGCAAGAGCUCAGAGGGAUUUGACGAGACAAAUUGAAAAUGAUUUCCUUGGCUUGAAGGAAACGGGAAGAUCAAAUUUUGAUCAUUAUUCAGAAUAUGUUGGUACAAUAAGGAUGAAAGAUAUGCUAGAAGAAACCAGUAUUUUGCAUGAUGGAUUUGAUACAAUGACCCCUAAGAGGAGUUUUCAUAGGAGAUACCAAUGCUUGGGCCCAGAAUCUGCCCCUGUGUCUGCACACAUUGGAUGCAUUAAUAGUUUGAACCUCCUCCCUGUAAGGAGGUCAUUGGUUGGCUCCUUUGAGGAAUCUCUCUUAUCUGGUCGCUAUUCAUGUGGAAAGGACAAUCAGAGUAUUGAUGGUUUUCUGGCUAUUCUUAAUGUGACUGGCGGUAGCUUUUCUCCCCCAACUCAGAAGCUUCCAUUUACAGUGAUCAGCAUUGAUGAAGAUAGCUCUCUGUUGUACUACUCGUCAAUUGAUCUUGCGGGGAGGUUGCCUACAAACAAUAGCAAAGGUCCAAAACUCAAAAGAAGCCUCAGUAACAGUGAUUCACGGUCGACAAAUAGUCGGUUACGCAUCCCUGUGAAAGGCCGCAUACAACUGGUGGUCAGUAAUCCAGAGAAGACACCACUUCAUACCUUCUUCUGUACCUAUGAUUUGAGUGACAUGCCUGCUGGAACCAAGACUUUCAUGCGGCAAAAGAUCACUCUAUCCUCUGCUUCUCCCUCUUAUCCGGCCAGAGAAGGAAGCAAGGCCAGUGAUGUAAAGGUUGAGUCAGUUCAGUGUGGAAGCGAACUUAGAGAGUGCGGUGCUCUAUUUUCUGAAUGUUCAGACAAUGGGCAUGAGUUGGAAAAGGGAGGUUCUGCAGAUAUGGAAUGUUUCUCCAUGGAAUGUGAUGUUAGAGAACCAAAUGAAUAUGCUACUUUGGGGAAUUCAGAAAAUGAUGCUAAUGCGGGUUGCUGCUGCCAAAUAGACUCAUGUCAAGGUGGAAACAAUUCUUUCAGCAGAUCUCCCAAGGUCAAUGAUAUUCCAGCUGGAGGGGUUCUGCGGUAUGCUUUGCACUUACGUUUUCUGAGUCCCUUCUCCAAGAACUCAUCAAAAUCAAGGCAGCCUGGCAAAUUGGAUCUGUCAUCAGAACCGCACACUCGCAGUAGGACUGAGAAAGAGAGAAGAUUUUAUCUUUACAAUGAUAUUAGAGUUGUCUUCCCUCAAAGGCACUCAGACUCUGACGAAGGCGAGCUGCGGGUUGAGCAUGACUUCCCAGCAAAUCCCAAGUAUUUUAACAUAAGCAACUAAGAACUCCUUGCACACUCGUGAAGCUGCAGAUACUUUGUACAUACCAUUUGGUCACUAACUUAUCAAUAUGUACUGCUUAUUGCCAUUGAUGUACAGACUAACCUUCCAAUGAAAUUAUUUAUUUCAUCUA
Messenger RNA from Sorghum bicolor (sorghum), 2785 nucleotides. RefSeq lists its product as uncharacterized. Bases 487 to 2655 code for a protein of 722 amino acids. NCBI's taxonomy places the organism in Eukaryota, Viridiplantae, Streptophyta, Magnoliopsida, Poales, Poaceae. The transcript has 7 exons. The record is from RefSeq and is a predicted model, not a curated record.